UACUCAUUUUCAGAUCAACCUAGUAUAAAAAACGUGUUACAUGAAGUAACGCGUAACUUUUUUUAGGCUGGGUUGCACGGCAGGUACAAAAAGCAGGUCACAGGUCACAAUUAACAGGUCACAAUUUAAGAGUUAUACACCGGAUAAAGUAAAGGCGCUGCAUUAUAGUGUUCCAUUUCCGGUCGUCAGAAAUGAACAUAUAAUAUACGUGCGUUCCGGUUUUCGUGUAAGAAUAGAACAAUAAAAUGUCACUAGUUCAACAUUCUGUGACGUGUGACAUGUGACCUGCUUUUUGUACCUGCCCAGUUGCACGAAAAAUAUAUCUGGUAUGGUAUACUUUUUUAUGAGGGAAUUCGGAAAAUUUCCUUAAAUAUUUUAUUGGGUAACACUCCCGUUCCCCCCUAAACAUCAAACCAUAGUUAGUAGAGGAAAUGUGAACCUCACUCUCAGGUACUCUGUCUAGAUCUCCCAGCUCUAAAAAUUAAUCACUAACGAGAGAGGACCCUACGGAAAGAGCGAAUCCUAAUGAGUCAGCGGUAUUUUGCUUAGUGGACUUCAUACUUCAUACAUUAUUGUCUUGACAAAAUGGCGGUGGAACAUAUGGCGGGAGGAGAUAAGUUGGAUGUUCUGGAUGUGUGUCCUCUUCUUAUACUUCAAGACAAGAGCAAGAGGUUUUACGACGGCUAUAUUACUGUUUGCAAGAAGAGUUUCCGAAUGUCUGUCGAAAUUCCGGAGAACAGAUCUUUAAAAGACGCCAGGAUAGAGUGUGAAUGGAAACUAAGGCAUUUACUGAGAGGCUAUGAAGGUGUCUUAAAACAGGUUUUGUAUGUUUAUAAAUUUCCUCCUAAGGUCAUUAGUAGGAAUUAUCUCCUUACUGAUCCUAGCAGCAUGCAGGACACUUGCAAUUCCUGAAACAACAGUUUGCCUCACUCACUAGGUCAGCAGUGCUCUUGGUUAAUUCAAGCUAGCAUGACAGAUAAAAGGACACACGUUUGAGUUUUGGAGGAUAAAAAAUUUCCAGACUGGCUUUAGGAUUUUCAGUCCACUUAAGCCCUUUGAAAAAAAAAAGACUCGUUCAAAUUUGAUAAAAUUCAAUAUAAAUGAUCUUACUUACUAUCCAA
Molecule: messenger RNA, 1121 nt
Organism: Stylophora pistillata
Lineage: Eukaryota; Metazoa; Cnidaria; Anthozoa; Scleractinia; Pocilloporidae
Product: E3 ubiquitin-protein ligase FANCL
Biological process (GO): interstrand cross-link repair; protein monoubiquitination
Cellular component (GO): nucleus; Fanconi anaemia nuclear complex
Molecular function (GO): ubiquitin protein ligase activity
Source: RefSeq, a predicted model, not a curated record